GAGAUUAUUCUUUGUGGUUUCCGCAUUUGAUUUUGAAUUUUGCUUGCGAAUACAUUGUGGAACCCUCUCAAAUCCCACAUUGAUCAAAUUCUCACAUAGAUACAUACUACUAUUACGCUAAAGAAUAUGAGCACAUCAUUUUAGCAUUGAACAAAUAUUGCCGCGAAACAGACAGAAUAUUGAACCCUCUCUCUCAUCUCACUCUUCCAAUCGCAUCAUCAUCGAUCUCUCUUCCCUUCCCUUUCCUCUGACGCUGCCCACAGUUCAGUUGUUGUUGUUGUUAUAAAUAAACGAGCAACAAAGAAAACGCUAUGGACCCAUCUAUAAUGAAGCUUCUUGAAGAUGAUGAGGAUGAAACUAUGCAUUCAGGAGCAGAUGUCGACGCAUUCCAAGCUGCAUUGAAUAGAGACAUAGGCGGCACCGCAGAUUCUGGUGGAAGCAAUAAUUCAUUCAGUCAAUCAUUAUCAACUUGGCCAACUUUUAGCCAUGACAACCAGAUUGACUGUCAAAAUCAGGAGCCUAAAAUUGCACAGCAGCAAGACCAACCUUUAUCUGAAACUGAGCUGAAGCAACGAGGACCUGUCGUAGAACAGAUACAGAAUGUUGCCUCACAGGAUGCGAAUAAUCUUACUUUAUCACACAAACAGUCUCAAGAUGAAUGUCUCCAAGGCAAGACUGUACCUGUUUCCCACCAACAUUCUCAAACAAAUGAAGUUCAGAAAUCUGAAAAUAAUCCCAACCGUGAAUCUCAGUAUGCAAAGCUGCAGCAGAUGAGUAAUCAACAGGCCACAGUCAAUGAACAACCUAGUAGCCAAGUUAAUAGUAGUAAUCAGGUACCAUUUUGCUUGUUUCUCCCUAUUUUGAUGCCCCAACUUCCCAAAGACAGAGCCAUGCAACUUCAAACUUUAUAUAACAGAUUGAAGAGAGAUGAAAUACCUAAAGAUGAUUUUGUACGGCGUAUGAAAGGGAUUGCGGGGGAUCAGAUGCUUAGAAUGGCAGUAGCAAAAGUGCAACAACAGACAAAAGGCAACACAGGUUCUUCAAGACUGCAGCACCCUGUAAGGAUGCCAAGUGUUACUUCUAGUGGAACAAAAUUUAAUGAUCCCCAUGCAUUAGCACAAGUUCAUCAGAGAAGUAUGAAUGCUGCUCCAGACCAUUCUCAUAAUACUUCUUCGGCUAUCCAAGUGAAGAGUGAGCCUACCUAUUCAACUAUGGACAUUAGUGCUAAAAAAUCUCAGGAACAUGAUGUUCGAGUAGUGCAACCAAAUCAAUUACCAUCAUCCAGUUCUAAUGCCGUUAAUCAAGAAACCGAAAGAUCCUCAGUUCACAUACAAGGCCUUAAUAAGCAGCAACAACAGCAUAUACAUUUCCCAUCGACAUAUGGAAGCAGUGGUGGUAACUAUAACCCUUUUUCUGGAACAACCACCAGUUCAUCAUCAUCUCUCAGACCACAACCUCAUCCUCAUGAUUCGCACAUAAGGCAAAUUCCACAUCAAAGCAUUGGUUUAAGUCACUUAGGUGUAGACCGGCAGAGUUCUUUCAAUGAUCCUAAGAGAAUGCCAGGUGGAUCUGUGUCGACCGUUGUAAACAAUACAGCAUCACAACAAAAUUCAAAGUCUUGGCAACCAUCAGCAGAACAAAAUUCGGGCUUGUUUACAUCUAUGUCAUAUGUAAAAAAGGAACCUAAUGAUCUUUCUAUUGAGCAGCAACAUAGGCAUCAUUUGUCUAACUUGCAUGGGUUGCCUUCUGUUAAUUCUGGUCAAAAUGACCAGGGUAGUGGUAUCAAUCAAGGCACUGUAAAGGGUGAGUUUUCAAGAGGUUCUGUAGCAUCCACUAGCAUGCCACAUACAACAUCUGCCAGCUUGCCGCCAAAUUCUGCUUCCACUUCUGCAUCUCAACUGGAUCCAACUGUCUCUUUAAGCUCUCAGAUCCCAGUUAGCACUUCUGGUAUUAUGUCAAAGACACCUCUAAAUAAAACUCCUCUUGGCCAGAAGAAACCACUUGAAGCACUUGGUUCUCCACCCACUCCUCCAAGUAAGAAACAAAAGGUGUCUGGGUCGUCUCUGAAACAAAGCAUUGAGCAGCUUAAUGAUGUUACUGCUGUUAGUGGUGUUGAUCUUGGGGAAGAGGAAGAACAGUUAUUUUCUAGGCCCAAGGAAGACAAUCGAGUUUCAGAAGCAUCUCGAAGAGUUGUGCAAGAAGAGGAGGAAAGUCUAAUUUUGCUGAAAGCUCCAUUGCAGAGAAAAUUGAUUGAGAUUAUGACUGAGUGUGGCUUGAAAGGCGUGAGUAAUGAUGUGGAAAGAUGCUUGUCACUGUGUGUGGAGGAGAGAAUGCGCGGAGUAAUAAGUAACAUAAUUAGAAUGUCAAAACAGCGGGUUGAUAUUGAGAAAACAAGACAUAGGACUGUUGUCACAUCAGAUGUUCGACAGCAAAUCAUGACAAUGAAUAGGAAAGCAAGGGAAGAGUGGGAGAAAAAAAAGGCUGAAGCAGACAAGCUCCGGAAACUAAAUGAUGUAGAAGGUAGUUCCGGAGUUGAUGGUGACAAGGAGAAGGGUGAUGGUCGCAAUAAAGCAACAAAGGUGAACACGGAAGUAGAUGACAAGAUGAGGACAAAUGCUGCAAAUGUUGCAGCCCGAGCUGCUGUUGGGGGAAAUGACAUGACGUCAAAGUGGCAACUUAUGGCUGAGCAAGCUAAGCAAAAACGUGAAGGGGGCACGGACGCUGCAUCUGGUUCUCAGCCAACUAAAGAUGUUGGUCGCAAAUCUUCACCGUCACCAGGAAGGAACACAAAAGAUAAUCAAGAAAGGGAGAGAAAAGGGCCAACUUCUCUUGGGAAUUCAGCGGCUGCUAAGAAAUUUGGGAAAAAUCAAUCCCCUGGAUCUCAAACUCGCAUAGCUCGUAGCAUCUCUGUGAAGGAUGUGAUUGCAGUCUUGGAGAGGGAACCUCAGAUGUCCAAAUCAUCACUCUUAUAUCGAUUGCAUGAGAGAAUUCAUUCUGAUACUUCAACUUAACAAGUUCACUAUAGGGUAAUUUGGAAAUUGCGAAAUUAAACUGAAACUCAUCACUGGGAAAGUUGAAGUUUGCAGCUAUGAGCUAUGUCUCUUGACACUAUUGCAUGCCUGGCUCCAUCUGACUUCAAUCGUACAGCUCAAGUGUCUGUAGAUAACAAGAUGUUUGCAUCAGGUGUAAAAAGAUUUGACUCAUUAAGUAUAAGAAGACCUGAAAUUGUUGUGUUCUUUUUAUGUUUUGGUUACACACAUGAGUGUUUCUUCUGCGGGAAACAACUGGAAGGAAAAUGUAUGUUGCGAUCGUUCGACUAACUAGUGAUAUUUACUAUUAAGGUAGGGAACCAGCCAAGCUAAGCUUGCGAACUUGCACAUUGCUAGGUUUUCUUAGCAGAUUUAUGACAUGAAAAGUUUAGCUUGUUUGUUGAAUUGACUGAGAUGAGAUGUUGGUUCGUUUUGCUUAAUUCAGUGGUAUUUUUAUUUUUUUUGUUAAGUAGUCUAGUGGUUAGAAUUUCACCCUUGAGGUGAAUAAGUGGAGAGGUGAAUAAGUGGAGUGUCUGGUGUUCGAAAUUCAACUUCUGCAUAUAAAAUGCGAUGUCCCUAUCAACCGAGUUAAUCUCACAAGGACAAUUUAAUAGUCAUUUUUCUAGGUGUGAUAAGUUGUAAUUAUAUUUUUAUUUGACAUAUAUGAUCUUUUGCACGGUCUAACUGCAUUAUUUUCCAACAUUUGUUUUGGUCAAAGGUGUUAGUAUGUAACUAAACAUGUAUGUAAAAAAGAUUGUAUUUUAUUGUU
This is a messenger RNA of Trifolium pratense (red clover), 3798 nucleotides long. Its product is annotated as transcription initiation factor TFIID subunit 4b-like. NCBI's taxonomy places the organism in Eukaryota, Viridiplantae, Streptophyta, Magnoliopsida, Fabales, Fabaceae. Gene Ontology annotation, cellular component: transcription factor TFIID complex. The record is from RefSeq and is a predicted model, not a curated record. The transcript is spliced from 16 exons. Gene Ontology annotation, biological process: transcription initiation at RNA polymerase II promoter. Bases 312 to 3011 code for a protein of 899 amino acids. Gene Ontology annotation, molecular function: protein heterodimerization activity; DNA binding; RNA polymerase II general transcription initiation factor activity.